Lycium barbarum (goji berry) is the source of this 3389-nucleotide messenger RNA. RefSeq names its product acylamino-acid-releasing enzyme-like. Gene Ontology annotation, biological process: proteolysis. The transcript is spliced from 19 exons. Gene Ontology annotation, molecular function: serine-type endopeptidase activity. NCBI's taxonomy places the organism in Eukaryota, Viridiplantae, Streptophyta, Magnoliopsida, Solanales, Solanaceae. The record is from RefSeq and is a predicted model, not a curated record. The coding region runs from base 738 to 3101 and encodes 787 amino acids.
UCCCUCUUUCUCUCUGUAUCUUUUGCCUUUUAAAUUUAAAGUUUAGUUUCAUUUUAUAACAGUUUAUAUAUAUUUGGGAUCAGGUUACAUUUUGCUUUUAAACCUAAAAUUAAGAAAUCCAAAACCUUUUUUUUUAUAAAUUAGGUAUGGAAAACGACUGUAUUAAGAAGGAAAAAAAGAGGAUGAAAAUUAGGGCUUUUGCAUAGUAAUCUCCAUAGCAGAAACUCCAAUUUGUGCAACCCAAAUGGAAUCCCAAGAAGAUGAAGUCCUUCCAAAAAGGGGCAAACCCACAAAUCCGUCCAUUUCUAGCAAAGAUUUAGUCUUGCCAAUGCCUAGCCUUCCUGUAGAGCUCAUGACUGAUAUCUUGUAGAAGCUUCCAGUGAAAUCACUCUUGAAAUUCAGUUCUGUUUCCAAAGUCUUGGCUUUCCUUAAUCUCUAGACCUGAUUUUGUGAAGACCCAUCUCUUAAUAUCCGCUACUAACAAGGACUACACCCACCAUGCUGUUAUGAUUAAGGUUACUAGUACUGCUAGGCGCGGCUUCAAGGACUCUUCUCUUACCGCUUUACUUUACGAUUCUGUAACUGAGGCAUUUGACUUGGAUUAUCCUGAUUGAAAAGAAUCUUUGGGCCUUGAGGAAUAUAUUACACACAUUUUACAGUACCAAGAUUCACCACUGCAGCUGCUAACACUGUUGCCCUGUUGGCCCUUCUUUCGAAGUUUGUCAAUUUGCUCAGCAAUGGAAAAUGCUGAAGCCAGCCCUCUCAAAAGAUUCCCUCUCGGUUUGGAUGAGACUUCUGAGGAAGAAUAUUCUUCUCAAUCCGCUCUGCUACAAGAUUUUGCUAGCAUCCCUACCAUUGACAAGGCAUGGACUUUCACAUCUACCAGCGGUUCCCAGUGUAUGUUCUCAGUGAGCCAGCCAAAUCUCCUUGCCAACAAGAACAGGAGAUAUGUAGUAUCUAGUCAUAUUUCAAAGGGAAGUGCAAAUGGUUUAAGCUUUCAAUGGGCUGCCUUCCCUAUUGAGAUGCCUAGUGGCUCUAUAAUGGUUCCAUCACCUUCAGGUUCAAAACUUCUUGUUGUUAGAAAUCCUGAAAAGGAUUCUCCGCCGACCAAAUUCGAGAUUUGGGGUCCAUCUCAAGUCGAAAAGGAGUUCCAUAUCUCGGCCUCAGUCCAUGGCUCUGUAUAUUCGGAUGGAUGGUUUGAGGGAAUUUCGUGGAAUGAUGAUGAAACCUUUGUCGCAUACGUCGCUGAGGAGCCGGCUCCCCUGAAGCCCGUGUUUACUAAUUCAGGGUAUAAGAAAGGGAAUUCUUCAGAUAAGGAAUGUGGUAGCUGGAAAGGUCAAGGGGAUUGGGAAGAGGAUUGGGGUGAAACCUACCCUGGAAAACGAGAACCUGCGAUUUUCGUUAUCAAUGUUAACAGCGGAGAAGUAUAUCCUGUUGAAGGAACAAAGAAGCUUACUGUUGGACAAGUUGUGUGGGCUCCAGCUUCUGGAAGCUUGCAACAUUAUCUGGUUUUUGUUGGGUGGCCAUCAGAUACUAGAAAGUUGGGCAUUAAGUAUUGCUAUAACCGGCCGUGUGCCUUGUAUGCUGUUAGAGCUCCGUUUUCAAAACCAGAAGAUCGUCAAUCUGAAAGUAAUGCAGUUGAAGAAGCAUCUCCAGUUAAGCUGACACAAAGAAUAAGUAGUGCAUUCGCUCCUCGUUUCAGCCCAGAUAGAAAGGGUCUUGUAUUUCUAUCUGCAAAAAGUUCUGUAGACUCUUUUGUACAUUCUGCAACUCAAUCACUUCAUAGAAUUGAUUGGUCCAUAGAUGGAAAGCCAACUCCUGAUGCUGACAUUGUUGAUGUGGUUCGCGCUAUUCUUUGCUCUUCUGACUUGUAUCAGCACUUUGAGGUUCCUGUUGUGAUGUGUCCUGAAGAUGGAUGCUUCCCUGGCCUUUAUACUGUUACUUUUCUAAGUAAACCUUGGCUUUCUGAUGGAUAUACCAUGAUUUUAUCUUCCGUCUGGGGCAGCACGGAAGUAAUACUUUCAGUAAAUGUGUUGAGUGGAAAGGUGUCACGCAUUAGCCCUGGAAACUCUAGCUUCUCUUGGAGCUUGCUUGCACUAGACGGUGAUAGCAUCAUUGCUGUCUGUAGCAGUCCCUGUAAUGUUCCUGAAAUCAAGUAUGGUAGCAUCGUUGGGAAGUCAUCUGCAGAGACCUCAGCAAGUUGGCUAGAUAUUUCAAGCCCCAUACGUAGAUGCUCUGAAAAGGUUCAACUGGUCACUUCUCUACUGUCAUCCCGCCAGUCUAGUAUUAUCAAAAUUCCAGUCAGGGAUAUUUCUGAGAACCUUACCGCAGGUGCCAGCAAACCUUAUGAGGCUAUCUUCGUCUCCUCCAAGUGUAAGAGCCACAAUCUGUGUGAUCCGCUAAUUGUAGUCCUUCAUGGGGGUCCUCACUUUAUUUCAUUGUCAAGCUUCUCGAAAUCCUUGGCUUUCCUUUCUGCAAUUGGUUAUAGCUUGUUGAUUGUUAAUUAUAGAGGCUCCUCGGGAUUUGGUGAGGAAGCACUGCAAUCUCUUCCAGGAAAAAUUGGAUCACAGGAUGUUAAUGAUGUGCUAGCUGCUAUAGAUCAUGUCAUAGAUAUGGGACUUGCAGAUCCAUCUAAAAUAACUGUGCUCGGUGGUUCCCAUGGUGGAUUCCUGACAACACACUUGAUUGGUCAGGCACCAGAUAAGUUUGCUGCAGCAGCUACUAGAAACCCUGUCUGCAGCAUUCCCUUGAUGGUUGGAACAUCUGAUAUCCCUGAUUGGUGCUAUGCAGAGACGUUUGGACGUCUGGGAAAAUCAAUGUUUACUGAAGCUCCUUCAUCUGAACACCUUGCUGUCUUUCACAGCAAAUCACCAAUAUCACACAUCUCCAAGGUCAAAACGCCUAUACUCUUCUUGCUAGGUGCCAAGGACCUCCGUGUACCGAUAUGUACAAGCUUGCAAUAUGCACGUGCAUUGAAGGAGAAAGGAACUGAGGUCAAAGUGCUGGUGUUUCCCGAGGACAAUCACGCGAUUGAUAGACCACAGUCUGAUUUCGAAAGCUUUCUUAAUAUUGGAGUGUGGUUCAAGAAGCACUGCAAAUAGACAUAUAUUAUUCAUGUCUUGACCAAGAUUUCCUACAUUCAUUUCACUCUCCUUUGCAAGAAGAAGAUGUAGUGAUUUGGAAUGUCAAGAAGAACAGUUAUAGUCCUCUCGCUCACGUUCAAGCUCUUAUCUGAGUUGAAGAUAUGAACACUCAAAGCUAAAAAUAUGUAUAUUUGACCUCUGUAGUGACUGGCCAUUCAGCACUCAUUGUCAAACUCAAAUGUAUGUAAAAUAAACUAACACUUCUUUUGUACGGUUUAAUAAAUCAUCAAAAGGACUUCUUAUUUA